CCUGUCGGAGGCUUUACCCUUCAGCCGCCUCUCACGCUUCUGCGGAAGAGCACAGCCUGGGAUCCGGCCGGUACCGUUGUGAAUCCCACGCCCUCCAAUCCGAGGUGAGACCUGCCUUGCUGCGACCCCGCACCGACCCUCGGCAGAUGGCCGAUCCUUGGCAGGAAUGCAUGGAUUAUGCAGUAACCCUCGCGAGAAAAGCUGGAGAGGUGGUUCGUGAAGCUCUAAAAAAUGAGAGGAAUAUUAUGAUUAAAAGUUCCCCAGUUGAUUUGGUAACUGCUACUGACCAAAAAGUUGAAAAAAUGCUUAUCUCUUCCAUAAAGGAAAAGUAUCCAUCUCACAGCUUCAUCGGCGAGGAAUCUGUGGCCGCUGGGGAGAAAAGCAUCUUAACUGACAACCCGACGUGGAUCAUCGACCCUAUUGAUGGAACAACUAAUUUUGUACACGGAUUUCCUUUUGUAGCUGUUUCAAUUGGCUUUGUUGUAAAUAAAAAGAUGGAAUUUGGAAUUGUAUACAGUUGCAUGGAGGAUAAGAUGUAUACUGGCAGGAAAGGAAGAGGUGCCUUUUGCAAUGGUCAAAAACUCCAGGUUUCACACCAAGAAGAUGUUACCAAAUCACUCUUGAUGACAGAGUUGGGCUCUUCCAGAACACCAGAGACUCUGAGAAUUAUUCUUUCUAAUAUGGAAAGGCUCCUUUGCCUUCCCAUCCACGGGAUCCGAGGUGUUGGAACUGCAGCUCUUAACAUGUGCCUCGUGGCAGCUGGAUAUGCAGAUGCGUAUUAUGAGAUGGGAAUUCACUGCUGGGACGUAGCCGGUGCUGGCAUUAUUGUUACUGAGGCUGGUGGAGUCCUCAUGGAUGUAACAGGUGGACCAUUUGAUAUGAUGUCACGAAGAAUAAUUGCUUCAAGUAAUAAAACAUUAGCAGAAAGGAUAGCCAAAGAAAUUCAGAUAAUACCUCUUCAAAGAGAUGAUGAAGAUUGAUUAUAACAGCUUCACAUAUUCAAUCACAGUUGCAUCUCUCCAGAUUUGCUGAUGGUGUUACAAAAUUCAGGACAUCUGUUUCACUUUUAUGAUAUGAUUGGCUUAAAUUAUUUGCAAAGUCCAGAUUAAAAAAAUUGCUACUUGUUUUGUAUUUUACUAAGAGUAGGUAUGCAAGAAUGGAUGAAAUGUCUAUUUCAUUGUUUUACAAAUUUUUGCGUGUGAGAAUGUACUUUAGGAAGAAUACACAGUUGACGAGAUAAGUUGACUAUCAACUGAAAUAGUCAAUUAGCAGUUUAGAGUUUCUAAGUAUUUAUGAGCCUCUGAAAUUUUGACUUAACUAUUUAUGUGCAUAUGCAUUCUUAAUUAGAAAGUUAUCUUUUUGGAAACAAUUUUUCCUUUAGUUCCAAAAGCCAUGUUUAAUUGAAUUUGUAAGAAGUAUAUUAGUACUUCCUAGACCAAGGUUUCUUCCUUUGUAGAGAACCAGUUUUAUUCAUCAGUGUACGUGUAGCACCAAGGAUGGCACCUGUCAAAUAGUAGGCAAUCCAAAACUAAGCAUUGAAAGAAUGAGUAUUUUGAAGGAAUUGCUACCUUCAGUUCCUAGUUGCUGCAUAAAGUAAUGAGCUCAUCAUUCUGUAAUUUACUUCACGUUUGGAAGUAAAAACUAUCUAGUCAUUUUAUAUUUCACAUUACCAUUCCUUUUAACGUUUCAUAUUACCGUGGCAUUUCAAUUACUGUACCUUUGAUACUGGUUAUUAUUGUGGGCAUUUCUGGAGUUUAUAUAUUUUUUAAAACACUGCAUUACGGUUAUUUGUUUGAAUUUCCUUUAAAUCCCUAUAUAAAGGAGAAGAAAUGGUUUCAAAAAAGCACCUUCAUCAGGAAUCUGAUGUAACUUGAUACUGUAUGACACUUUACCAAAUUCAGUAUUCAUGUUUUAAGAUGUUGAGACUAGUCCAGUUGAGCACCGGAAACCUGGCCCCUGGCGGAUACAUUGCAUUGUUAAUAUUGCACUGUUUGUUUCUUCCCCAAACUCCUUAUUUAAUUCUGUUGCCACUGGAUUCUAUUCAGCCUUUUAACUAUUCCUUAAUCAUCUUUGGCUUAUCAAACUCAAAAAGAAAAUUGUCUGGUUCAUCAAUAUUUUUAAAAGAUUAAUUUAUUGCUAGGUCUUGUCCCUUGGCAUGUGAACAGACUAUUAAAGUUUUAUAGGCUCAUGUGAGCCUGAAAUUUGAUGAAACAGAAAGUGCUUCUAUAAAGUUUCCAAGACGGGUUAUUUUAUUGUGCGCAUCUAAUACAGUAAACACUUACGAACCUAAGAUUUGAGUAUUAUAAUGACUUGCAUCUCAUAUAUUAUUCUAAGACAGGUUGUUCUGCAGUUAAAUUUAUUGUAAUUAGGAAGACUAUCAUGAAUAUAAUUUUAAAUAAAAAGUGUAACUGACCCACUGCUUUUAGGGGAUUUGUUUUGUUGUAACUAUUUGACACUUGCAGUUGUGAUUAAAUAUAGGCUCUUG
Molecule: messenger RNA, 2485 nt
Organism: Camelus dromedarius (Arabian camel)
Lineage: Eukaryota; Metazoa; Chordata; Mammalia; Artiodactyla; Camelidae
Gene: IMPA1
Product: inositol monophosphatase 1
Exons: 9
Coding region: 147-980 (277 amino acids)
Biological process (GO): inositol metabolic process; signal transduction; phosphatidylinositol phosphate biosynthetic process
Molecular function (GO): inositol monophosphate 1-phosphatase activity
Source: RefSeq, a predicted model, not a curated record